Messenger RNA from Cordyceps militaris CM01, 1335 nucleotides. Its product is annotated as beta tubulin. The record is from RefSeq and is a predicted model, not a curated record. Bases 1 to 1335 code for a protein of 444 amino acids. Gene Ontology annotation, cellular component: cytoplasm; microtubule. Gene Ontology annotation, molecular function: GTP binding; GTPase activity; structural constituent of cytoskeleton. Lineage: Eukaryota; Fungi; Ascomycota; Sordariomycetes; Hypocreales; Cordycipitaceae. The transcript is spliced from 5 exons. Gene Ontology annotation, biological process: microtubule cytoskeleton organization; mitotic cell cycle.
AUGCGCGAGAUUAUUCACCUGCAGACCGGCCAGUGCGGCAACCAAGUCGGUAGUGCCUUUUGGCAGACCAUCUCUGCCGAGCAUGGCCUCGACAGCAGCGGUGCCUAUCACGGCUCGUCUGACCUCCAGCUCGAACGCAUGGAUGUCUACUUUAACGAGGCUUCCGAUCGCUAUGUGCCGCGCGCGGUGCUCAUCGAUCUUGAGCCCGGCACCAUGGACGCCGUGCGCGCCGGGCCCCUUGGCCAGCUCUUCCGCCCUGACAAUUUCGUCUUUGGCCAGUCUGGCGCCGGCAACAACUGGGCCAAGGGCCACUAUACGGAAGGCGCCGAGCUGGUUGACGAGGUCCUCGACUGUGUCCGCCGCGAGGCUGAGGGCUGCGAGUGCCUCCAGGGCUUCCAAAUCACGCACUCGCUCGGCGGUGGCACGGGAUCGGGCAUGGGCACCCUCCUGAUUGCCAAGAUUCGCGAGGAAUUCCCGGAUCGCAUGAUGGCGACGUAUUCAGUCGUGCCGUCGCCUGGAAACUCGGAUACCGUCGUCGAACCGUACAACGCGACGCUCUCCAUUCACCAGCUUGUGGAAAAUUCCGACGCGACGUUUUGCAUCGACAACCAGGCCCUCUAUGACAUUUGCUCGCGCACGCUCAAGCUUUCUGAGCCAUCCUACGGAGACCUUAACCAUCUGGUGUCGGUUGUCAUGUCGGGCAUCACAACGUGCCUCCGCUUCCCUGGCCAACUCAACUCGGACCUGCGCAAGAUGGCAGUCAACUUGGUCCCCUUUCCUCGCCUCCAUUUCUUUACCGUUGGCUUUGCUCCCUUGACUGGCCGGGGUUCCCAUUCGUUCCGGGCUGUUUCCGUGCCUGAACUUACGCAGCAAAUGUUUGAUCCCAAGAAUAUGAUGGCGGCGUCCGACUUUCGCAACGGUCGCUUCCUGACUUGCUGCGCCAUCUUCCGCGGCAAAGUAGCGAUGAAGGAAGUAGAAGACCAGAUGCGCAAGGUCCAAACCAAGAACUCUACGUACUUUGUUGAUUGGAUUUCCAACAAUAUCCAGACUGCGCUCUGCACUGUACCCCCGAAAGGCCUCAAAAUGGCUUCCACCUUUAUUGGCAACUCGACCUCUAUUCAAGACAUUUUCAAGCGCGUCGACGUCCAAUUCUCCGCCAUGUUUCGCCGCAAGGCCUUCUUGCACUGGUACACGGGCGAGGGCAUGGAUGAGAUGGAAUUUACCGAGGCCGAAUCUAAUAUGAAGGACCUCAUCUCUGAAUAUCAGCAGUAUCAAGAUGCAACUGCUGAUGACGAUGACGAGGAGUUUGAGGAAGAGCUUCCGGUGGAGGAAUAG